Messenger RNA from Dendroctonus ponderosae (mountain pine beetle), 1705 nucleotides. RefSeq names its product serine/threonine-protein kinase haspin homolog. The coding region runs from base 410 to 1588 and encodes 392 amino acids. Gene Ontology annotation, molecular function: histone H3T3 kinase activity; ATP binding. The record is from RefSeq and is a predicted model, not a curated record. Gene Ontology annotation, biological process: mitotic cell cycle; intracellular signal transduction; protein phosphorylation. Gene Ontology annotation, cellular component: cytoplasm; nucleus. Lineage: Eukaryota; Metazoa; Arthropoda; Insecta; Coleoptera; Curculionidae. The transcript is spliced from 4 exons.
UAUUGGCUCGCCGACAAUAACAAAUCCUGAAUACACAGUAGUAAGGACGCAAACCCAGCAAUGACCACAGAACAUCCGGGGGGAGGGGGGUAUUUUGGGGCAAUGACGUUAGAGAGUCGGAAGCAGCUAAUAGAUGGCGACAGUAUCAGUAAAAAAACCUUGUUAUCAUUUUGUGCAAGGGAGUGGGCAAUCUAUAGUUGUCUUCAUCUAUGUUGAUGAUUAAUUCUACCAAUAUCACCAAUAGUGUGUGUGAUAGGCGUGAUUGUGAAAUACCCUUAAAUAAAACGCACUUGUAUUCGUUCAUUUUUUCAAGAGCUUCCGGAAGUUCCUUUGUUUUUAGUGUGGUUCUAAAUUGUCCGAAUCAGUCCUAGUGCAGUGUCGUAGUUGCCCGAAUUUUCACGUGAUUUGCAUGCUGCUGUGCAACAACAACAAAGCCCCCCAGGACAUUUGCAUGCCCUCAUACGAUUCGGUACCCCGUUAUGCAGUUGUGCCAUCUCCGCUACUGCUCCGUGACUUGGAAGAGCGUCAGGACCACAAAGCGCUAAGCCAGGAUUUCGUCGCGACCUUUACCCAUGCCGUUCAGGGCUUAGAAUCAUGUCAGCCAGCAGCCUUUCAAGAAUGCUACCCAUCAAGUCUUUUGCAGCACUGCCAGAAGAUCGGCGAAGGCCUGUAUGGGGAAGUGUUUCUGUACCGAAACCCAACGGGGGGCACCACUGUAAUGAAGGUGAUCCCCAUGGGCGGCACUCUGCCGGUUAAUGGCGAAGCACAGAAGCAACUUCACGAGGUUUUGCCUGAAGUUUUGAUCGCAACGAAACUGAGCAACUUGCGUUAUCAGCGAGCCAAUCAAACGCAUGCUUUUAUCGAAGUGAAGAGCGUGAGAUGCGUGCGGGGCCUCUAUCCGGAGAAGCUCCUCGACCUGUGGAACGACUACAAAGAGACCAAGGGGUCGGAAAACGAUUCCCCAGAAAUUUUUGACGAGCGACAGCGCUUUAUGGUUUUGGAAACCAGCUAUGGCGGCUGCGAUAUGGAAGCGUUUGGCUUUGCCGAUGCUGCCCAGAGCUACUCAAUGUUCCUGCAGAUUGUUCUGGCGCUUGCCAUUGCCGAAGAGGAGCUGGAGUUUGAGCACCGCGACCUCCACUGGGGCAACAUCCUUUUGGCCCGCGUCCCUGAAGAUGAGAAGGUGAAUUUUACCUACAAAGGGCACGAGAUCUCAUUGGAGUCGCAUGGAGUGAAGGUGUCUAUCAUCGACUUUACCAUGUCGCGAAUUAGCCUGAAUCAAGUGGCAGUUUACACGGACUUGGCGAAUGACUGCGGCGUGUUCAACGGAUCUGGCGACUACCAGUAUGAGAUUUACAAGCAGAUGCAGAAGAAGAACCAGAACGAAUGGAGCCACUUUGACGCCUUCUCCAACAUCCUGUGGCUCAGCUACAUGCUGGAUAAGACAAUAACCGCGCUGCGCUAUUCGAACGCCCACAGCAAGCAGCACAAGAAAUACAUGAGCAAGCUGAAGGUGCUGAACCUGGAGAUUCUGGGCUUUGAUAGCGUUAACGACUUCGCCCUUAAUCUCCCCCAAACCAGCUCGCAAUAGUGACGUUUGUUAUUCGAAUAUAUAGAGUGUUUAUAUAUAUUUUUACAUAGCGUUAAGCCCUAAAGUUGAUACGAGCACAAUAUUUUUCCACGAAUAAACCAGUUUUAAUAACAAUGA